Messenger RNA from Theobroma cacao (cacao), 1135 nucleotides. RefSeq names its product myb-like transcription factor family protein. Lineage: Eukaryota; Viridiplantae; Streptophyta; Magnoliopsida; Malvales; Malvaceae. Gene Ontology annotation, biological process: response to gibberellin; response to ethylene. Gene Ontology annotation, molecular function: zinc ion binding; DNA binding. The record is from RefSeq and is a predicted model, not a curated record.
CUAGUUCCGUCAUCAUAUAUACCACCAAACAUAUCAGUUAUUUGCUCUCUCUCUCUCUCUCUCUUUCCUUGAGUUUGUUAUCUUGGGGUGUUGCUUGUGGUCUGAGAACUUGAGCUUUGUCUGGGAGGAAAUGGGCAGGAAGUGCUCACAUUGUGGAAACAUAGGCCAUAAUUCAAGGACCUGCACCACUUAUAGAGGGGCUGCUGUUGGGGGAGUCAGGCUCUUUGGUGUUCAACUUGACAUAUCUUCCUCUUCUGUUGCCAUGAAGAAGAGUUUCAGCAUGGAUUGCUUGUCUUCAGCCUCCCCUUCAUCUCCCUCUCCUUCUUCUUCUUUGUCUUCUUCUAGAGUUUCCAUCGAUGAAAAUUCUGAUAAAACUUCCAUCGGUUAUCUAUCUGAUGGUCUCAUGGGUCGAUCUCCGGAGAGGAAGAAGGGAGUUCCAUGGACAGAAGAGGAACACCGAAUAUUUCUACUUGGGCUGGAGAAGCUAGGGAAAGGAGACUGGAGAGGCAUCUCCAGAAACUUUGUGACUACAAGAACUCCAACCCAAGUCGCAAGUCAUGCUCAAAAGUAUUUUCUUCGACAGGCAACUCUCAACAAGAAGAAGCGACGUUCCAGCCUAUUUGACAUGGUUAGAAGCAGUAGCAUGGCUGGACCUCAUGCCAACAGCUCUAACUCCAGGCCUGCUCAUAUAAUUCCUCAAUUAGGUUUGCAUCAUCAUGCCAUGUCCGUUAAUCUGCCGCAUGGAUUCUCUGAUUCCCAGACAGCAACAUCAAAUGCAGCACAAUCCAUCUCUAGAAAUGUGGCGCCUGAUCUGGAGCUCACGCUUGCCGCCCCAAGGCCUUUAGAAGAAAAUAAGUCAUCCCCAAGAACCCUCCUUAUCAGACCUAUUAGCGUUACUUGACAACUUUCCGAGGCUAGAAAACUGAAGAAAUAACCAUGUUGUCGUUGUUCAGGCUGAUAAAGAUGAAGGAACAUAGUAGUUACUUUAUUAUUUAUGGUAUUUCCAGAGAGUAGUAAAUAUUUUUCUCAAAUUAAUAUCCUUCCUGUUUAUCCAGAUUUAGGCAAUCAGUUUUGUUAAAGAUACAAUUAUGGUAGUAGUUAAUGAUUAUUAGCAGAAUCUUCCUUUUAUUCUUAA